UGUUUAGUGCUGCCAUCCGUUUUCUUCUGACAUAUCGCAAUUUUUCCUCUUUUGCAUUAAAAUCAGGUUAUAUUAACAUUAUAAUUUUUCAAAAUCUAAAAAACAUGUGUAAAUUUAAAUAAGAAGUGAAUAAAAUAUUAAGUAUAGUUUAUUGAAUUAGUGGUUAAAAGUGUACGUAUGGUUUAUGUGUUGAUUAAGCGACGUCAGCUGGUCGCACAGUGAUAGCUUUUUGAUAGAAAUGGCGGAACUUUGUCCAGGUGAUACAUAUAGUUUAUCGUCAAAGAAAAGUUGUAACGAUGACAUAGAAUAUAUAUUUGUGAAAUUAACCGACUCGGCAUAUCGUGCUCUUCAGGAAUAUCAAAGAAAUCAGGGUCGGAUCAGCGCCACACCUGCGAUACAGUUACAGGAGAAUGGAGGGCAUUUAUCCAUUCCAUCAGCACCACAGUCAUUCAGGGGCGCCGGUUCUUCGCCUUCUACCGGCGCCAACGGCAACGGGCAGCAGCAGCAGCAGCAAGUCACGUUUUCCUUCACGUUGUCUUCAAAUGCGGACAUCGAGGGCCCCCAGGGAAGUUUCGAGUGCGUGCAAAGGCGCGCGGACAGGCUCGAUUCCCUGGGGGCGCUCGCUCGCAAAAUGCGCAUCCACGCCAACGAAGACGUCUACGAGGCGACAAGGCAUCGCAUGGCGGUUGCCGAGGAGAACCAGAAGAAUAAAUGUACCCGCGAGAUUAAGCCCGAUCAAACAGAUAUUGGUCGCAAGGUAAAAGUAAAACAAUUACCUCACCGGCCUAUGAACUCGAUGAAACCUCUGACGAUGGUUCAUCCCCUUCACAAUCAGCCAUCAUCCGUGACCAAUGGUAUCUCGAGACAUCCUAGCAAUCACAAUAGCCGGCAACCGCCAGGAUCUUCACCUCCUCCAGUAUCUGCUAAUGUUGGGUCGAGACCAUCUCCACUCGGAGUACUCGGCCAGCAACAAGGGCUGGGAUCAAAUGGUGUCUCUGGAGAAUCCAAUAAUGGCAUCAACGGAUCGGGGAAUGCUAAAAACGGCAGGGUAUCACAUGUCGGCAGGACGAAUGCGUCUAAUGCGCCCAAAUCGGACGUCAUGCGAAGGCCUAUCAAGGAGCGCCUGAUACAUCUGCUGGCUUUGAGGCCGUAUAAAAAGCCUGAAUUAUACUCUAGAAUUAAUCAAGAAGGUAUCAAAGAACGGGAGAAAAACUGCAUAGCCACUGUGUUGAAGCAGAUAUCUACUAUGCGAGAUAAUACUUAUCACUUACGUAGGAAUAUUUGGAACGAUGUUCAUGACGAUUGGCCAUUUUAUACCAUGGACGAACGAGCUUUGAUGAAACGGCGGAAACCUCAGAACCUGACCCCUCCGACGAGCAGCGACGGCGGUUCGUCGGGCAGCGGUCAGAGUCCGUCUUCGACACACGCGGGCUCGCCGCCUCAGGCCAUAAGCGGCAAUGGCGGUGGUCCCGGAAAGCGACAGGCAUCCUCGCUCCGGGACCAUCAUCCAGGUGGCGCCUAUGACACUGGAGGAGGCGUCUGGGACGGAGGUGUGGCGCCGAAGAAGCAGCGUAUAUCGCACUUCAGAAAGCCGCCGAUCACCUCCGAGAACAACAACAAUGGCAUCAACCCCGGGUCGCUGUACAACAGGCCAUCUCCGCCGCCUUCGGAGAACGGAAACGGGUAUGGAAACAAGUUGGCGGGAGCUGUGACGGAGAACGGAUACAGGAGAAACGUGACCGAUUCCCGUGAGAGUAGCAAUAUGAAUCCUCGAUCGAGGGAAGAUAUACGUAGCAAUCCUUUAAGUAGUAGUUUCAUCAGUGCCGGUAAUAGUGGCAACAGUAACAAUAGUAAUGUGAAUAAUGGCUUUCAUUCGUCGUCGAAUGGCGUUGCGUCGCAAAAUGGCGGCGGUGAUGACGAAAACCUCGAACCUCAGAUGGCGAACGGCCGCAGCAGCAGUAACAAUAACGUCAAAAAACCUAUGCAACACUACAGUGAUACUAGUAAUAAUAGUUUAAGUUUUGGUGUGAUUAGAGAUCCCAAGACCGUGGGUCUGGGGUACGAUAGGAGUGCGGAGAAUCAAUAUUCUAAUGGCGGAUAUCAGGCCGCGGACAGGCAAGCCAACAGCAAAAACGAUGACAAGAAACGGAAUAAGAUGUACUCGAAGUCAUCGCCGAGCGCAGGCAACGGGAAUAUAAAUACUCAAUCGAGCGGUGUCACGAACAGCAAUAGUCCUUCAACUCUUUCAGAACGUCUUUCGGACAACACGGAGCAUUCUCAGAAGUCCAACGAUUGCGAACCAACGCAAUUUGAUUUCUCUAGUGAAUAUACCCGAAUUCAGUCAAUAGAUCAGCGUAGGAAGUACAAACGAGAGUUCGACGAGAACUAUGAUGAAUAUCGUGAUCUGCACAAUGCUGUAGACCAGGUUUCACAAAGAUUCGUUGCGUUAGAAGAAAGACUCAGAAGUGUCCAGCCGGAUUCGCAAGAGUACAAGGAUAUCAAACGGCAAAUCGUGACCGAGUACAAUCAGCAUUUGCAGGACUCUCGGCAUACGGCCAAACUGAACCGUUACCAGUACUUGCAUCACAAACUGUCGCACAUCAAAAGGCUGGUCGUCGCCUACGACAACGAGAUCAAAUGCAAAACCGUCUGAUGCACCACCAGGAGGCAUAUCGAUGGAGUCGCUCGCUAAAAACUCUUCUUCUUCUUCGGAACACUAGCAACACAAACGACAACUAAACUGGUCAGUAAUUACAGAUAUUGGUCUAAACGAAAGCAAUACGGUAAUAAAAAUGAAAAUUAUUUGGUUAUAUAAUGGUUCCUCAAUUUGGCAGCUAUUCUGAGUGUCUGUCAUUUACAUUUUUCAAAUAAUUUUUUACACAAAAAUAUAUGAGCAUUAUUUACAGUUCAAUUCUGCAUUGGAAUCUAAUAGAUACGCAGUAAAAUUAAAAAAAUUGUUUUAGAAAGAAACUUUUUAUGAUUCGUUAAAUUCAUUCGAUAAACUCAUUUGGAAACCA
Ctenocephalides felis (cat flea) is the source of this 3017-nucleotide messenger RNA. It is a transcript of the gene Su(Tpl), whose product is annotated as RNA polymerase II elongation factor Ell. Gene Ontology annotation, molecular function: cis-regulatory region sequence-specific DNA binding. Gene Ontology annotation, cellular component: transcription elongation factor complex. NCBI's taxonomy places the organism in Eukaryota, Metazoa, Arthropoda, Insecta, Siphonaptera, Pulicidae. The transcript is spliced from 11 exons. The record is from RefSeq and is a predicted model, not a curated record. Gene Ontology annotation, biological process: positive regulation of transcription elongation by RNA polymerase II; transcription elongation by RNA polymerase II; snRNA transcription by RNA polymerase II. The coding region runs from base 239 to 2653 and encodes 804 amino acids.